GUUACGAAAGUGCCAUUGUGAAUCAACGGAUGUCUCGCUUGUUCUCCUUGGUGGUUCACGUGUCCUUCACAUCCUGAGCUCUGACAUCAAAGCAUCAUAUUAUAUUCCAACUAACGUUAUGGCAGCUCAGGUCACUGAAUCAGAUCAAAUCAAACAGUUCAAAGAAUUUUUGGGCACCUACAACAAACUGACAGAAAACUGCUUUAUGGAUUGUGUCAAAGAUUUCACUACAAGAGAAGUCAAACCAGAUGAGUCCACUUGCUCUGAGAGCUGCUUACAGAAGUACCUAAAGAUGACACAGAGGAUCUCCAUGCGCUUCCAGGAAUAUCACAUCCAGCAAAAUGAAGCAUUGGCUGCAAAAGCUGGUUUAUUAGGACAGCCGCGGUGAUAAACUGCUAUUUCAAUGGACUCCGACCAGUAUGCCGUUCUCUCUGUGUUCCAGUGUUGAGAAUGGAUCUUCAAACUGGAUCCCUGCACUGCAGAAAGAUGAGGGCGAAAGUCAUCUGAUCUCCAUUAGAUCUUCAGAUGACUGGAAGUGGGGAUUUUCUUUCAUGAAGGACAGAUACUCUACUACUGAUCGAUGCAAAUGAUAUGCUAUUAAAUAAUCUUGAAUUAUUCGCAUUGUGCCAUUGGUUAUUUGGUUUCAUGAAAAACCAAUUUCCCCAAAAAUGAUCAGUUUCUUGAAAUAUCAUUUUGCAUUUCAUUUACUGUAUAGAUUUCUAUUGAUAUGGUAAAUGUGACUGAUCAGCGUAAAUAAGAACACAAAAAUAAAGCAUUGAGUUUUUGGGACAGGUCA
This is a messenger RNA of Misgurnus anguillicaudatus (oriental weatherfish), 796 nucleotides long. RefSeq names its product translocase of inner mitochondrial membrane 9 homolog (gene timm9). The record is from RefSeq and is a predicted model, not a curated record. NCBI's taxonomy places the organism in Eukaryota, Metazoa, Chordata, Actinopteri, Cypriniformes, Cobitidae.